Molecule: messenger RNA, 438 nt
Organism: Lodderomyces parapsilosis
Lineage: Eukaryota; Fungi; Ascomycota; Pichiomycetes; Serinales; Debaryomycetaceae
Gene: CSA2
Product: Csa2p
Exons: 1
Coding region: 1-438 (145 amino acids)
Source: RefSeq, a predicted model, not a curated record
AUGAAGAUAUCAUCAUUAUUCACAACCGCCGCUUUUGUUUCCAUAAUCUCAGCUGCUCCUGCUGUGACUGCUCCACCUAAUGCUGCUGCUACCGAUGGCGCCAAUUGGUCAACUUACCCUUCGGUUCCAAAGACCGCUUCCAUCAAUGGUUUCGCUGAUAGAAUUUAUGAUCAAUUACCAUCCUGUGCUCAGCCAUGUGUUCGUGAAGACACAGGCUCAACACCUUGCCCAUACUGGGACACUGGAUGCUUAUGUGUUAUGCCUCAAUUUGCUGGUCCUAUUGGUCUUUGUAUUGCUUCGGCUUGUAAAGGGAACGACGUUCGUUCAGCAACCUCAUUGGCUACGUCAAUUUGUUCUAGUGCUGGGGUUUGGGAACCAUAUUGGAUGAUACCAGCUACUGUUUCCGAAAGUUUGGCUGCCGCUGCUACCGCUGCUUAG